Cylicocyclus nassatus is the source of this 3503-nucleotide messenger RNA. The record is from the annotation of a GenBank genome assembly. NCBI's taxonomy places the organism in Eukaryota, Metazoa, Nematoda, Chromadorea, Rhabditida, Strongylidae.
CCUGAUCAUGACCCGUUCCCAACAUGUUAGAUAUCUGGCUGAUGCUGUCGCGCUCCACGGUUAAUCACUAAACGAUUCAAGCUUUGAACUGUCCUUGCAAAAAAUAUAGUUUUAUAUAUCUCCAUGCCUAGAAAUUCUUCUUCAAAGUACCCAUAUGAUCACCGAGGAACAGGAUCUUACAUCUUCGAAUUUGGCGAUGAUCAACGACGUAUGCAUUGUAACGACUUUGUAUUUGAUAUGAACGCAGCCAUGCAAGAGUUGGACUACUACAGUGAAAGGCAAGAGUUGCGGAAGCGAUCGAAUGGCAAAUACUUAGAAAAUGAUUAUGCACCAAGUGAUCGCAUGGAGAUUCGAUGCCAGGAUUUACCAACAAGGUUCAGAAAACAGAGUACACUUGAUUUCCUGCAACCCUGUGUAGCCAGAAACGUUGUUCCCGGCAGAAGGCACCACAUAGCUGCUCUGUUGCCGUUGCAACAGUAUAUGAUCCCUCUUGUUCUCUAUGAGUUUAAUUUUCUGGUGAUGGGGCCAGAUGGGGCUGGAAAAACCAGUGGUUAUCUCUUACCACUAGUCAAUAAACUUGUGGAGUUCAAAGAAGUCGAGUUACGAGGACGUCGAGGUCCACUAGCUUUGAUUAUCACACAUACUGAAGACAAAUUAAGGCAUGUCAAGGAUCUCUGUGGUGCCUUUUGCAUAAGAACUCCUCUAAUCAGAUUCUUCAUUGGCGAGGAAGAGCUUGAUGCUAUAGGGGGCUUGUCUUCUACCACAGUUUUUGACAUGGUCGGUGCGUCUGCAUCCACAAUGGUCAACGCUUUGAAGAAAUACCAGAUUCCGUUGAAGCAUCUGAAGUUUGUAGUGCUUGAAGAAUUCCAUCUUUGCUAUAAAGAUUCUGAUUACAUGAGAAAUCUUAUUGCUCUCAAAAAUCUGCUCACAAAGAAUGAAGUCCUGCCAACUUUCAUGUAUAUUUCCACUUUGGUGUCAACACAACAGAUGUUUGACAAAAGUUUCAUGAAGGAAAUGUCUUGCUGCAAGGUUGCAAAGAUUGUUGCUCCGCCGGGGAUUGACGAUGUCAGAGUGGCAGUGUUACCGUGCAGAUCAGCAUGGUGUCAUUUUGACUGGACAUUGAAGUUGUUAGCAGGUGAGGGUGUCUUUCCGAAAAAAACCGUUGUAUUGGCAAAUGAUCCAUGGACGGUACACAGCAUAGCACUGCGUCUUUCAUUAGAAGAUGUUCAAGCCACUUAUGUCACUCAUAGCGAUAGUUUGCUGGAGGUUGAGGAAGCAGUUCGAUUAUGGCGUACAGAAGAAUUUCGAGUAAUUGUUGCUGAUUACAAAUCACUAAGUGAAAUGGACUAUGGAUUUGUGGAGAUGUGUGUCUUAUUCGAACUACCAGAAGACGACUUUUCCUUAUACUGCCGGCGGCUGACUGAGCUGUCCGCCAAACUGAACCACAGACGUCGCAUAUAUAUCAUGGUCAACACAGAACUGGACCUGAAAAGAGUUGCUUCUGUUAUAAAUUUUCUGGACGACUUGGACCAGGCCUAUCCCGACUUCCUGCAAGCUAUGCAGGAGAAAUAUGUUGCAAAUCUGCGCGGGACCAGUUUCAGAAAAUUCACACGCAUUUGCGCGAUUACCAGUCGAUUUGUAUUGGAGGAAAUAGUUGAGAGGAUACAAAAACAUUUUCUUGCCAGAAGAGAUUUUGCGAGAGUAAUUCUCCUUCACUCGGAAAUGGCCCGUCGACUGUCUUCAAAUUUUGGCGAUGCUCAAGAUAAUAACAAACAGGAGGAGGAUUUUGAACGUUUUCUUCAGGAUCAGAAAGAUAAUAUCACCGUCUCUCCAAACGACAAAUACGAUCAGCUACCACUAAAUCAGCUGGAAGAAACUCUACAAAAGAAUCUUCGAAAAAUGGGCUAUCAGCAACUACUUCCUUUGCAAGCGUAUUCUGCCAAGAUUCUGUUGUCAGGUCAUCAUCUGUUGGUGCGUGCACCAACUGGAAGUGGGAAAACUGCUGCGUUUCUAAUACCAGCUAUUCAAUAUGUUAUUGAGUACCAUCUCCAUGUAAGGAGGACUGAUUACCCGCUGGUCCUUAUCCUUGGAAACACGAGUAACUUGAUGGAACAAACCUACAAAUUUGCUUGCCAGAUGGCUGGAUAUGAGCCAGAGAACAGAGGUGAGAGGAAAUUUGCUCGGACAAAUGUGCGCAUAGCAGGCUUAUAUGCUGGAGGAUCAGCUCUGAAAUUAUUGAAAUUUGCAAAAUCGAAACUGGAGCAGGAAAUAGUUGUUGCGACUUGUGGCGGUGUACUUCGAGCAAUCGACUUGCACAUGAUAGAUCUCUCAAAUUUGAAGUUAUUGAUAAUCGAUGAGGCAGAUAAAAUGGUUGACAUCUCUCGUGGUUUUGGUCUAGAUGUGCAUACAAUUCUUUCAAAGAUUCCCGAAGACGUUAAGGAGAAGCUUGUGGUUGCGGAGUUCUCAGCCACAUUCUAUUCGGAAGACAAUGCUGUUCAGCUUUCUGAUCUCGAGAAGGAACUUUUUCGCGGUGAAUUACCUGCAUUUAUUGAUGUACCAGCUCCGAAAGGCUAUAUCACACAAAGAGUAAUCGAGAAAGGAGAGCGUGUGGAAGGUUUCUGGAGGCCGAAUUUUGACAAGGAUCUCAGUUUGCUAAUGGGUUUGAUUGAAGGGGAUCUAAGAUUGCAUAAUAUGGAUAGAGGAGGUCCCUUUAAAAAGUCGACAGUGAUAUUUGUGGAACGAAAGAUCACGUCGAAUUAUCUGGCUCUGUUCUUUCAGCUCAAUGGGUAUCGUAUGGAACCGCUGAACUCGGACUUCACUCCAAAGCAGAAUCGAGAAGUACUGAGAAGCAUGGAACAGAAUGAGAUCCAGGGAGUAGUAGCCACCAACAAGCUGUCCCGAGGGCAGGACAUCCCAGAAGUUGACCAUGUGAUCGUCUACGAAAUGUCGCAGAACUUUGAUGAUUAUAAGCACAGGAUUGGUCGGACAGGCAGAAUGGGAAGAGGUGGAAGAGCUACAGUGCUUUUCAGUGUGGAACUGGAUUACGUACACAUUAUCAACCUAUUUGAGUUCAUGUGCGAGCACGAUCAAAUCAUACCGCAGUGGUUAUACACCGAGUAUAUGAGGUGCAAACAGAAUAUGAGGACAUCACUGUCAAUGUCGGAUAGCUUUGUAUCAGCGGACUCAAACAUAUCAGAAGCGGAAGAGAGCGACGACGAAGUGCAAGCUGAAAACAUAGUAAAAGCGCCGAAUGCUGUUGAGUGAUUGAAUUUAAGCAUGACCGAGGGCAUUGAUCGCUUGUUUUUAUAUAAAAUGGGAAUUUGGAUGGAACAUUAUGUCUUGCAUUGCGAGUUGCUUCUGUUUGUCUACCUCUGCAUCUAUUUAAGUGUUAUCCCAUGCUAUGAUUAUCUGACUAAUGUGAGAGGAUUUUGUCUUUCGAUUCGUUCGCCUCAUGUAAGCCAAAUUGUACAUAUCGCGAUGAUAACGAUAAACACGAAGGCGAC